UGACAGUCUAUGACAAUGCACGACUAGCUGAUUGAGGGUUACAUCCAGCGCUCACAAAAGCAAGAAGAACAAGGACAAGAAGAAAAGCAAGCGGGGUCUAUAUGAAUACUACGCUCGCUCCAUUCCCCAGGGCAGUGGCGCUGUCAACUGGGAAGGCCUGGUGCACGAUGGCGUUCACGUCGCUGAGGACAUCUUCGAGGACGGCCACAAGCGCGAGCUGUAUGACCUAAUGGCUCGCUCAGUCCCGGCGGGCAGCGGUGCCGUAAACUGGGAGGGCCUGGUUACUGACGGUGUCCACGUCGUCAAAGACAUCUUUGAUGAUGGCCACAAGCGCGAGCUGGAUGACUUGAUGGCUCGUUCAGUCCCGCUAGGUGGCAGUGGCGCCGUAAACUGGGAAGGCCUGGUACAUGACGGUGUCAAUGUCGUCAAGGACAUUUUCGAUGAUGGAGACAAGAAGAGCAAGCGCGAGCUUCUCGAGCUCAUUGCCCGCGCCGUGCCAUUGGGCAGUGGUGCAGUCAACUGGGAAGGCCUCGAGAAGGAUGGCGUCUCUGUCGUCCAUGACAUCUUCGAGGACAAGAAGAAGACCAGGGAGUUCGUCGAUGUCUUCGCACGCGACUCGGCCGGUAUGCAUGCACCAGGUCGUCUCAGCUACUACCCGAGUAUGCACAGGCCUAUGGGUGCGUCUCGCCUUCCGAGGCCGCACAGACCCCACUAUUCGCACCAGGGAGACUUCUAAGGGAUACGCGCUGUGGAUCAUGACACCAGUUGGAUAGUUUGGUGCUAAGUUAGCCAGUGGAGAACAUAGCGUAGAAUAUUGUUCACGUCGAGUUUUCGAAUACUAUGAUGCUCGAUGGAGGAGCUCACCACAUUUGCAUAUCUGCACCUGUUUAGACAACACUUUCGACGCGUAUCA
This is a messenger RNA of Laetiporus sulphureus 93-53, 913 nucleotides long. RefSeq lists its product as uncharacterized. Lineage: Eukaryota; Fungi; Basidiomycota; Agaricomycetes; Polyporales; Laetiporaceae. The transcript is spliced from 6 exons. The record is from RefSeq and is a predicted model, not a curated record. Bases 230 to 736 code for a protein of 168 amino acids.